Molecule: messenger RNA, 1970 nt
Organism: Hyposmocoma kahamanoa
Lineage: Eukaryota; Metazoa; Arthropoda; Insecta; Lepidoptera; Cosmopterigidae
Product: synaptic vesicle glycoprotein 2B-like
Exons: 13
Coding region: 253-1923 (556 amino acids)
Biological process (GO): transmembrane transport
Cellular component (GO): membrane
Molecular function (GO): transmembrane transporter activity
Source: RefSeq, a predicted model, not a curated record
CGUUCAGUAAUUCUCGUUCGCCGCGCGGCUUCGCACGCCAAUGCCUCUCAGAUACCGCUCGCGAGUCAAAUUAAAGUAACUUCUUAACAGCAUAGACAAUAUAAAAACAAAUGGGAUAAAAAAGAAACAAGAAAGCAUAUAAAGACUCCAUUAUUUGAACUUCAAAAGUGAUCGUAUAUCUUUUUCGUGUGAUACUAGAAUAAGUUGUUUUAUUUUAGUGUAAGUUUUUAGUGUCCAAGUGUUUGUUUUAAGAUGGCAGAAAACGGAGGUACCAAACAAAAGCUUCAUGACGCUCCUAUAGAUACACCGUUACGACCGCCAGACACCACUGAACGACUGCAGCGCGCGCCCUUCGAGACCGCCCUGUAUCACGCCGGCUAUGGCAGCUUCCAAUGGCUGCUUCUAUGCACGUGUGGCGCGGUUUACGCGGUCUGCGCUCUUAGCACGACCACGCUGAGCUUCGUGCUGCCUGCCGCCGCCUGCGACUUCCAUCUAGAAUCUUCAGACAAGGGCCGUCUUACAGCCACACCGCUUAUCGGUAUGUGCGUGGGCUCGUACUUCUGGGGCAACCUGGCUGACGCCCGAGGGCGGAAGAAAGCCAUCAUGGGUGCUCUACUCGUAGACGCUGCUGCAGCUUUUAUAUCCAGUCUAAUGCAGUCUUUUCCUGCCUUCUUGGCGUUUAGAUUCUUCUCCGGCUUCGGCAUCAUCGGCGCCACGGGAUUGGUGUUCCCAUACUUUGGAGACUUUUUGUCGCUUCGUCAUCGUGACGUCAUGCUUUGCCGGCUUGAAGUCUUUUGGACUAUUGGCACUAUUUUCCUGCCAGGUAUCGCCUGGCUGAUCAUCCGGGAUCCCUUCUACAACUGGACGGCUCCAGAAGCAGCGUUCCAGUAUACGUCAUGGAGGGUCUUCGUAGCAGCCUGCGGGAUCCCAAGUCUCCUAGUCGUGUUGCUUCUAAUCCCGUUCCCAGAAAGUCCAAGAUACCUCCUCCAUGCUCAUAAGCCUGAAGAAGCGCUUAAGGUGUUGCGGAGGAUUUUCGUCGUGAACACCAAAUUGACAGAAAAGGACUUUCCGGUGGAAACGAUGAUUGGAGCUGACGAAGAUGGAGACGAGGAAGAAAUUGUAGCAGCAGACAACAAUAACGAAACCAAACCACCGAGGACAUUCAAGCAGAGACUGCAGGCUUUCUGGGACAGAAAGAAAAUGCUGGUCUCCCCUCCUUAUAUUGGACUUUUGGUGUUGUGCUGCUUUGUCGACUUUGGCCUUAUGUUCAGUUACUACACCCUGAUGAUGUGGUUUCCGGACUUGUUCGAGCGAUUCAGCCAGUUCACGGCAUAUUAUAAGGACGUUCCGGCAGGCGUGUGCGAAGUCUCGGCUAACCUCACGCAAAGGGCGACCAUGUCCCUUCUGAAUGAGAGCCUUUUGACCACAGUACGAACUUCACUAGAAGUGGACCAAUCAUGUGUCUUGGACGACAAAGUGUACAUCCACACUUUGAUUGUGGCCCUAAGCUGCCUACCCACUGCGCUUUCGGUUGGCCUCUCAAUCAACAUCGUCGGCAAGAAGCUCAUGCUAGUGAUGAUGCUGACGAUUUCCGGAUGUGCAGCGCUAGGGCUGAACUUGGUUUACUCCUCCUUCCAAAAUUUGAUUCUCUCUUGCAUCUUUGAGGCCAUCGUCAGCUGCACAGAGGCAGUGCUGUUCUGCGUCAUUUGUGAGAUCUUCCCCACUAAAGUUGCAGCCACAGCGAUGGCGGUAACGGUGAUGUGCGGCCGCAUCGGCGCAAUCGUGGGCAACGUGAUCUUCGGGGCAUUGGUCGACGAGCACUGCGUCGUUCCCAUUUAUAUGUUUGGCACGCUUCUUAUAACGAGUGGUCUACUCUGCAUAAUUCUGCCGAAGAGCACGCGGCCCGAGCGACCGCAAAUAUGAACUACACAGCUGUAUUUUGUAUUAAUAAAACACGUUAUCUCACAAAU